Molecule: messenger RNA, 1766 nt
Organism: Aphanomyces astaci
Lineage: Eukaryota; Oomycota; Saprolegniomycetes; Saprolegniales; Verrucalvaceae
Exons: 9
Coding region: 83-1459 (458 amino acids)
Biological process (GO): maintenance of protein localization in endoplasmic reticulum
Cellular component (GO): endoplasmic reticulum membrane
Source: RefSeq, a predicted model, not a curated record
GACAAUUCCGCGGAAACGGCGUGACUCGUUGAAGCGCAGCUCUGUGCGGAAGCAUCAUGAGAUAUACAUCCCGACGAGCCCGAUGAAGCAAGUGACAAUCGUUAGCCCAUCUCUGGCCAAGUUGAAGCCUCCAAGUCUCAAUUUGACCGAGGCGGGGUUGGCACCUGCGACUCCGGCAUCACCUCCUUCGCCAGCAAGCUCCCGACCACCGACGCCUCGCCCCGCAUCUCCACGCAUGAAGCCUCUGCGUCCUGUCCAACGAGCUCUCCUCGUCGACUUCCUCUACCGGGAGGUGUUUGGGAUCAUGGAUAUCAAGGAGAGCGACGGGCCACACAACCAACAGCGCGUGGUCGACUUUUUCAAAUCGUUUGUCGAAAUGGAAAAGCUGGUCAUCUACGGUCUCGUGCUGUGUGUGGACAGCUUCCUGUAUGUGUUCACGUACUUGCCAUUGCGCAUCAUCCUGGCGCUGGGGUCGGCCGUCGUGUCGGUGUUCUACACGCGCAUCUUUCGCCGCUCCCACGUCCACGACCUGCUCACGGCGGUUAUUGUGAUCCUCAGCACCGGCGUGCUCAUGCAAGUGGACAUGUCUCGCGUGUAUCAUCUCAUUCGAAACCAAGCGCUCAUCAAGUUGUACGUGCUGUUUACCAUGCUCGAGAUUUUCGACAAAUUAUUCAGCUCGCUCGGCCAAGACGUGUUGGACGCCAUGUACUUUACCGUGCGGUACCAACCGCGCCGCGUCGGCCGCAUGAUGUUUGACUUUGCCGUGUGCAGCAUCUAUGUCGUCCUGCACUCCCUCCUUCUAUUUGGCCAAGUGGUGACGAUCAACGUCGCGAUCCACUCGAGCAGUUCGUCCCUUAUGACGCUGCUCAUUUCCAACAACUUUGCCGAGCUCAAGAGCAGCGUGUUCAAGAAAUUCGAAGAGCAAAACCUGUUUCAGGUCGCUUGCAGUGAUAUUGUCGAACGAUUCAAGCUCAUGGUGAUAAUUGGGUUGAUUCUGGUUCAAGUGGACGGCAAAGACGUGGCCGACGGCACGUUUGUGGUGCUGGCGGCGGAAAUGCUCAUCGAUUGGAUCAAGCACGCGUUUAUCAGCAAAUUCAAUCAAAUUCCGCCGUCCGUGUACUCCAAGUUCCUCACCGUCUUGUGUCGGGACGUGUCUGGGUAUCGCAGCGACACGACUUUUUUGGACCAUUCGCAAUUUGUAUCGAGACGUUUGGGGCUGAUUUCGCUUCCGCUGGCGUGCGUCGUUCUGCGCAUGCUGUUCAAAGCACUUCGAGACUUUGACCUGUGGAGCCAGUUGUACACUCCGUCGGGCAUGUCCAUCGCGCUCUUGGGCUUUGCCAACCUGUCUGCGUUCAAGGUCAUUCUCGCAUAUAUUCCCUCUCCAAACAGAUAUAUAUAUAUCCCGUACUGUUUGCCGUAUUUCUAUAAGUGUGUUUAUUGUAUAUAUAUAUAUAUAUAGGUGCUGCUGAGUCUAUGGCUGAUGGUGCACUCGACUACGUCCGGGAGGUUGUCGCCUCAAUGGAAAGCGUCCAGUCCUGCGAAAAAGGAAGGGCCCAAGGACGAAGGGUACACACUCUGGAAAGGACGCCUGCAAUGAACGGAUAUAAAAGGGGACAUAGCUCGACCAACACUCUCACGUGUGGUCUAAAAAUGAAUGUACUGGUGGUUUAACGUUGUCUAUACUGAGCUGCACAGAUUAAAAUAUCUGCCCCACUUGGCCCAUGUGCUGCGCAUGAGCCGACGGCAACUCGACGGCUUGGAGGUCG